AUGCUCGUGGCCUCGGGCGUCGAGACCACGCUGGCCCACCUGGCGCUGGAUACGCUGGGCGACACCACCGAAGCCGCCGCUGUCCGCCGUGCCGCUGGUGCCGUCGUGGCACAUGAGAGAGCUCUCGACACGACGUCGGUUCGAAAACUACUCGUCGACGAGACGACGACACUGGCACCGGCGCUCACACUGGCACUGCUGCGGCUGGUGCCUCCCAACGACCCGAGCUUGCCCUCGUUGCCGUGGUCCUCGCUCUUGUCGAUGGAGACACCGGUUGAUGUCUGCAGUCGGUUUGCGCACUCGGUCCUUGGCCUCUCGGAGACCAAGCGCUCGGCAUUUAGGGACCUCAUCACGGAGGCAUGGACGACGUCGCAUCAGUCGGACGCAAUGCUCAGUGUGCGCGCCGCGUCUUUGCUGCUGCUGUCGGUUGCGCCGCGUCCGUCUCUGGCGUCGCUCUUGCCAGCGGUGUCCACCGUCUUGGUCUGGUCGGGACCACUCGAUCGCUUCUACGCAGCGCUUUUGGGCGACGUGCUCUGCGUUCUCAGCCUACUGGGCGCACUGCUCCGAGUGACAUCAGACCGCUUUGCCGAUCCCACGCUCCUCGAACGUCUUUUGGCGCCGAUGGCAGCACUGCUUCCGCGCGUGCUGCCGCUGCUUUUACCGCAGGAGUCCACCAAACUCUCCACCCUCAGCAACCACGUCGCCGCACUCCUCGUGCACACGGAGGUGGCACCGGCGCCGCUCGCAUCGAUCCUCACGUCAAUCGCCGAGUCGGGCGAGGUAUCGAUUGCGCCCACACACAACCUCGUGGCCGUGGCGUGGCGCCGGCUCCUUGGCGCCGCCGACACGAUGCGACUGCGCGGCGUCUCGGCGACCGACAGCUUUCUGCUGUACGCAAGCCUCCUCACCGGUCUUUUCUUCGCCUCCAAGACGGCGCAGGACGACGCGACGGCGCUGGAGCUCCCGCGGCACAUGGCCACCAUCUACACGACGCUUUGCAAGCCGGCGGUCAACGCACCGGUGGCCUCGGCGGCACUCGCCCUGCUGAUCAACUACGUCCGUGCCAACGACACCUCGAAGCGCGCG
This is a messenger RNA of Saprolegnia parasitica CBS 223.65, 1086 nucleotides long. RefSeq lists its product as hypothetical. Lineage: Eukaryota; Oomycota; Saprolegniomycetes; Saprolegniales; Saprolegniaceae. The annotation marks the transcript as partial. The record is from RefSeq and is a predicted model, not a curated record. The transcript is spliced from 5 exons.